Messenger RNA from Phytophthora sojae, 570 nucleotides. RefSeq lists its product as hypothetical. The transcript has a single exon. Lineage: Eukaryota; Oomycota; Peronosporomycetes; Peronosporales; Peronosporaceae. Bases 1 to 567 code for a protein of 188 amino acids. The record is from RefSeq and is a predicted model, not a curated record.
AUGACAGUUCUCCCCAGCAAUACCCCCGGCACCGAAGAGAUCCCUCCAUUGGCAGAGCUGCGCAGGCUCAAGUCCCAGGCGCAAAAUGGCGAGCGUCGGGGUCAGCUCCGCCGCGAGCAGCGUGAGGCUGCCAAGAAGGCAGACAACAAGGACAAGCAGCCGGACCCAGAGCCAAAACAGUCGGAGAAGAGCAAGUCCAAGCGCAAGACCAAGCGCGGCUUCUUCAAGUGGCUGUUCGAGCCGGCGGUGGCCACGAGCCGCAAGGUGGCGCCCCCGCCGCCGCCGCGAGUGCGCGUCAAGAUCCCCAUUGUCUACCGGAACGGCGAGCACAAGGGCGUUCUUGUUGGAGGCCUGCGGGUGCCCUUCUCCCGCUCCAUGCAGUCCAACCGCCGAGCGCUGCUGCUGGCCCAGGACGACGUGAGCUGUGGCAUCCCGGAGGACACGGAGCUGGUGCUCGACUUCCCUGACAGACUGGAGUCGGAAGCGUACGAGGCCGAGCAGCAGAGGAAACAGGAAGAGAAGAAGAGGCUGAAGCAGGAGAAGCUGGCGAGAGAGCUGGCCAAGUGAGUG